Messenger RNA from Triplophysa rosa, 3481 nucleotides. It is a transcript of the gene foxp1a, whose product is annotated as forkhead box P1a. Gene Ontology annotation, biological process: regulation of transcription by RNA polymerase II. Lineage: Eukaryota; Metazoa; Chordata; Actinopteri; Cypriniformes; Nemacheilidae. Gene Ontology annotation, molecular function: RNA polymerase II cis-regulatory region sequence-specific DNA binding; DNA-binding transcription repressor activity, RNA polymerase II-specific. Gene Ontology annotation, cellular component: nucleus. The transcript is spliced from 17 exons. The record is from RefSeq and is a predicted model, not a curated record. The coding region runs from base 167 to 2080 and encodes 637 amino acids.
UACAUUGUGCUACACGCGGCAGAUGCGGUCAGCGCGCGGCUUCGCGAGCUUCAUGGGAGUCCAACGCAGUGCGCUUUCGAGCUCGCAAAAGUUCGCUCCGCGGUUUUUGUUAAAGUUUUAUUUCUGUCCGUCGUAAAGGCGCUUCAUCCCGGGUUGUCAUACUGACAUGCAGGAGUCCAAGACUGAUCAAACAACCAAUAGCAUUCCAGCUGGGCAGGAAGGUCAGAGCUCAGAGAGCGAGAAGAGAGUAACCAGGGAAACGUCACCAUCAGCCACAGCCCAGACCCUGCAAACACAACAUCUUCAGGCGCUACAAGUUGCUCAACAACAACAACAUCAGCAGCAGCAGAAGCAGAGUGGUGAGAAGUCCCCGAAGAGCACAGAAACGGAGGCAGACGCACAGGUGCCUGUGUCGUUGGGAAUGAUAACUCAGGCCAUCACCCCUCAGCAGAUGCAGCAGAUCCUCCAGCAGCAGAUCCUGAGCCCCCAACAGCUACAAUUGUUACUGCAGCAACAACAGGCCCUCAUGUUACAGCAGCAACAGUUCCAGGAGUUCCAUAAGAAACAGCAAGAUGAGCUCCACCUCCAGCUCCUGCAGCAACAGCACGCUGGAAAACCCAGUAAAGAGCAGCAGAUCAUGGCACAGCAGAUGGCGAUACAGCAACAGUUACUCUCCGUUCAACAGCAGCACCUGCUGAACCUGCAGAGACAAGGCCUACUGUCUAUCCCGCCAGCGCUUGCCAGUACACUGCCUCAGGGCCUGAUCCCCGCUGAGCUUCAGCAGUUGUGGAAAGAGACGGCAGAUGCACGACAGGAGGAGAAGAGCAGAGGAGACAAAUCUCCCUCUCCACCCAAAGGCCAGAUCCACAACCAUCACUCCAGCACCAACGGACACAACGUGUCCCGACCGAUCCGGAGAAACAGUUCUCAGGAGAGUCAGUCCCAGAGCGCCCAUCCUCUGUACGGUCACGGCGUGUGUAAGUGGCCCGGCUGUGAUGCUGUGUUCGGAGACUUCCAAUCAUUCCUCAAGCAUCUGAACAGUGAACACGCUCUGGAUGACAAGAGUACAGCACAGUGCCGAGUUCAGAUGCAGGUGGUUCAGCAACUGGAGCUACAGCUCGCCAAAGACAAAGAACGCCUUCAGGCCAUGAUGGCCCACCUCCACGUCAAAUCUACUGAACCCACACCAGCUCCUCAGCCAGUGAAUCUGGUAUCCAACCUCACUCUUGCCAAGGGAACCGUUCCCAAAAGCACUCCCUCUAUGAGCCUGUCCCAGAGUGCCACAGCCCCAUCCACGCCGCUCACAUCACUGCCCCAGAGCCCGUCCGUCAUCAUCCCCACCAGCCUGCACAGCAUGGGACCCUUCCGCAAACGCUACUCUGACAAAUAUAACAUGGCCAUGGACCAAGAUAUAGUGCAGAAUAAGGAGUUCUACCUGAGUGCUGAAGUCAGGCCUCCGUUUACUUACGCAGCUUUGAUCAGACAGGCCAUCUUGGAGGCUCCAGAAAAGCAGCUAACACUAAACGAAAUCUACAACUGGUUCACUCGAACAUUUGCGUAUUUCAGACGCAAUGCAGCCACGUGGAAGAAUGCAGUUCGCCACAACCUCAGUCUCCACAAGUGUUUCGUACGAGUGGAGAACGUGAAGGGGGCCGUUUGGACCGUGGAUGAGAUGGAGUUUCAGAAAAGGAGACCACAGAAAAUCACUGGAUCUCCUCUGGUGAAGAACAUUCAGUCCAGUUUGGGUCAGAGUCCUGCUUUAUCUGCUUUGCAAGCGGCGAUGGUGGACGGCAGUCUGCCCCUGUAUGGCUCUGCGUCUUGUCUGAAGGCCCUGGCCAGCACUUUCCAUGAGGACAUGAGUUCUCAAGAGCAUGAUGAUGGUUCUCACAGCGACUCCAGUCUGGAGCUGUCUCCUCUGCCCACACUGCAUCAGUCUCAAAUUAAAGAGGAGCACAUGGAGGUGGAGGACUAUAACGGCUCGAUGUCUCCAGAGACGGAAGACCAGCAAAGUCCAGACACCAAUCACGAUGCAGAAUACACAGAUGAUCACAGCCCAGCCUGUCAACCAGCUUUAUCCUGAGAUCCUCGCGGGUCCGCAGCCCCUCAUUGAUAUCUGUCCCGUGUACCAACAGACUCUGAACCCUCACACAUGAAAAUGAAAGUCUUUAUUUAUUAUUUCAUUGUACCUGUUUCUGUUGAAUGCAAUGGAUUGACCUCACUGGUACUAAAGGGCUCUCCUCCGUGUUGACGUUUAUACACGACCAAGGUUUGCUCGUCAACUUGCAAAACAUGAAGAGGGGACUGUAGGCUACACACAUUUUGUUUGUAUAUUAAACACUACAGCGCCUGAUUUGAAUCUAUGCGGAGAAUGGUUUCUCUAUCAACUAAAAUCAUUUCACACCUUCAGAUUUUUAGGCGGUCUUGAGACCAGAUUUAGUUUAGCUUUACCGCGAAACGUCAGACUCAGCUGAAUGAAAUGCUUUUCUUUGCAAGGUUGGAAUCACUUCUGCCUCGAUGCUGUUGGUAACGUGCGUCUUUAAAUUUGGGGCUGCUCAUUGGUGGAAUGGAAACCGAAAUUGUGAAUGUCUAUCUUUUUUACCUCUGUUUUUCCAGAAAAACACAAAACCAAAGGGGAACAUUUUCUAACCAGCACUUGAUGAUGAAUGUCUUUUCAAAUUUUGAGUUUUGGCUUCUGUUUUGAUUGUUCGUUCACUAGCGUGUACAGAAGGUUACUGUAUUCCAAUUAUCCAGCACAUUUACAUAGAGACGACACUCGAGAAAUGAAAUCGUCCCUCAACAGUCCCGAUCAUUCAGUUGCUAGCAAAGCUUAACCAAAUGUUUCUUUUGUAUUUGAGUAGUGAUGAGAUUUUUGUCUAGUUUGGUUUGCUUGGUAUAGAAGAACCAUCAACAGUUACCAAAGAUUGUAAAAGUAAUGUUUGAUGUUUUGUACCCUGUUUACAUUGUCCCGUUUGAUCCGGCCAAGACCAAGAAGUCUUCACUGUCUUGUAGAUGAAAGUUUCAGAUGCAUUAAAUGCCCUCAUGCUCAUGACAUUGAGCAGAUUAUGAACUGUAAUUGUGAUCUGACGCCGCUAGUACUUGCUUGACAAGGAAAGAAUGCAUAACCAUUGACUGAAUAACUUAUGAAUGUUACAAGUCCAAACAAAAUAGAUGACCUCUAUUUCAAAUCAACUGUGUCGGUUUGUUCAACACUGGCCUUAUGAUAAAUAAACUCUUAGUAUAAGAAUGUGAAAAAACGAAAUGCUGACGGUGGUUUCUCUUUCAUCAGUUUGAUCCAAACACACUCAAAGUAUUCAAACAUUAUUCGUAGGUAUCAUUUUUUUUAGCCUGCUUUGAUUUUUAAAACUAUUAUGAUCCUGUUUUUGUCUCCGUGUGGAUGGUGGCCCAAUAAUGUAUUUCAUCAGACGUUAUAAUGCAGAUACACACAUCUGUUCGACAAAUAAAUGAGAUCGUGAAAUCAGUA